This is a messenger RNA of Bursaphelenchus xylophilus (pine wood nematode), 1788 nucleotides long. The record is from the annotation of a GenBank genome assembly. Lineage: Eukaryota; Metazoa; Nematoda; Chromadorea; Rhabditida; Aphelenchoididae.
AUGAUGGCACAAAAACGGAUGGCCGACUUCUAUGAUACAUUCCGAGACUGUGUCCCGGAGAUCAAGCGCAUGAAAUUGGCGGUGGAGAUGCUCAAGCUUUGUGAGGAGGAUGUGGAGUUGUUUAAGGAGCUGUGAGUCUUUUACUUUGGAUUUUUUUUUGGAUUUUAGGUAACAGAUAAGGUUAAUCAAUAUUCUAGGCGAGGUUAUCGCCGCACUGGGGUCUUUUUUGUUACGUCAGUUAGAAGACGGACUAUUCAAACUCAUAUGUUUAUUAAAAUACGGUUUUCCUUGAUUACGUCAAUCUUUGUAAUUGAUCUUAUCCAUGGACCAGGCAACGAAUUUCUUUCAGACCUUCCCUUUUGCAACAAAGGUUCUUGAAGAGACGGGGCAAAAGGAUGAACCCAGUAGUUCUUGCAGCGCUGGUGGCCAAUUUUCCGAAAAUGGAGCGGUUUUGCAGGUACAAAAGUGGAAACGACCUCAUCUACGGUAAGCUGAUGUUACUCCUCCAUAUUUUUUGUAUUUUCAGACAAAAAGAUCGCUGCUUUUGGGGCCUACAAGAUCCUUUCGGUGAGUGCUUGCAAUUCGAACAAUUCUACCAGCAGUUUGUCCAUGAAUAUGGAAGCUGAGGCGUCUUUCAUUAGUCAUGUGUAAUAUAAUUUUCUCAGGUGCUCUCCCGCCGAAUCCGCAUUGCAUUGUUUGUGCAUUUACGUCUAUGUGACAUCUUUAUGAAUGAAUAUGACCAUAAGAGCAUCUGCUGUCGAAAGGGCGACACCGUUCUCUUCAACGCCCCGUCUGUCGAGUUUAUCCAUUUUUAUAUGCACUUCCCCUUCCAAGCCAAGAAUGUACAGUUGAAUUGUCAGUGCAAGCCGAGGAAUCGGGUCAGUAUUCCAAAUGAAGCGAGAUGUUUGGCAAGUAAGUGAACAUUGAUAAAUUUUAUAUUGUACUAGACAUUUUGAAUGACGAAAAACGUGGAGCGAUCCCCGCAUGUGAACUGUUGAGUCUUUUGGAGAACGUGGAGAGCGUGAAAGCCAGUCCUAAAUGCCUCAUGCAAGUGCAUCGUCGAUUGGAAUUGAGCAGAAUUCGUUUCGUUGAUCGUGCUCUAACAGCGUUGAAGUUCGAAGGAGACGUCUUGAAGAUUGUGAAUAACACAGGGGAAAACUUCAAAUUUCAUGUUUUGUUACAGUGAGUGAUCAAGGAUUUACGCCACUAUUACUCAUUUUUUUAUAUUACACAUGAAAUCUUGUCGUUUUUCAGGAAUAUCAAGCCCAGUGUAGAGCCCAAGACGAUAAACUUCAAAGUUGGCUCUAGCAACAGUCGAUACCCCACUGGUGGUUUGAUAAAACCGUUGAGGUCCCUGUUGAGCCGGCUGCAAGAAGUCAACCUUGUUUAUUGUGUAACAGUAAGUCAUUUUCUUUUCAUUGAUUUGGAAUUUAGGGCAAAAAAGCCGAAUCUGCAUUUGUUGCACUGUGCAAAGAAGGCAGGACCCUCGCCAAAACUCUCAGAGUCAACUUCCGACUUCGGUCUGUUCAAAACGGUGAUGUGGGCAGGCCCGAGAUCAAGGAUAAGAUCGUCGAUGUGAUGCGCAAAUUCAAUUCAAAUCUGGCUGCAAUCGACCACGAGACCAACUGUGGCUAUGGCUUCGACUGGGCCGACGGAAAUCUGAGUCUUCAUGUGUGCUCUGGCUACAAUCCGAGAUGCGCUUUGGAAAGGAAUGACGGCAAAAGAGAUGCUCCCGCGGAUCGUGCGCGCAUUUACAACAUCGUGGCUGAGGACCGCGAUGACAUGUAG